Molecule: messenger RNA, 198 nt
Organism: Lottia gigantea (owl limpet)
Lineage: Eukaryota; Metazoa; Mollusca; Gastropoda; Lottiidae
Exons: 1
Coding region: 1-198 (65 amino acids)
Biological process (GO): DNA repair
Cellular component (GO): nucleus; SOSS complex; nucleoplasm
Source: RefSeq, a predicted model, not a curated record
AUGCCAUUGACCACUGCACCACCCACAACGUCCGUACCUAACCCCGCAUCACAAUUAGUCGUAGAAACUCACAUGACACCUCAACAGCGAAAUGCUCUGCAGACAGCUCAUUCCAAUUCUGUUGGAUAUUUCAUCACACAAGACUCUUCAUUUGGAAAUGUGAUAUUACCAGUUUUACCUAGGUUUAUUGAAAAAUGA